GACAUGAAGCAUUACUUCCUGCGACUACGGAAGCUGGAGAUUGAAGACCAGGAUGCUUCAAGCAUGCCACUUUUUGCCAGUGCAUACAAGUUUGCGCACUUGGCGUGGGGGGCGUACGAAAAGCAGAAGGACUGGCAGACGCAUGGAAUCCUCAAGAUGGAGGACUUGAUUCUCCAACAUUUGCAGGGCUGGCGCCUGGUGGCCCACGAGCAGCAGGAUACCUUGCAGGCGGUGGACAAUCUCUGGCUUGUGCAGAGCGAGCAGACCCUGAAUUGCGUGCUCGUGUUUGAAGGGACCCACUCCCCCCAAGAGUUCGAAGUGAACCUGAGACCUAGCCUAGAAACAUACUGCGGUUUCGACAACGUUCACGGUGGGUACGCGGACAAGCUGUUCUGGCUCAUGAAAUACACGAUGCCGAAGCUCCGUCCAAAACUGGGAAAAUGCAAAAGCGUUGCUUGCACGGGACAUUCUCUCGGUGGAUCCUUAUGCGAAGUCUUUGCGGCAUGUGCAAAUUCAGGCAGGAAGGGCAUUCACCAGUUCGACGCGCAAGACUGGACAAGGACGGAUACGGAACUGAUGCCCAUCGUCAGACAGAAAGCUCUGUCACGAGACAACCACUGA
This is a messenger RNA of Symbiodinium pilosum, 621 nucleotides long. The record is from the annotation of a GenBank genome assembly. NCBI's taxonomy places the organism in Eukaryota, Dinophyceae, Suessiales, Symbiodiniaceae.